AUGGCGCAAAUUCCGCACACUUCUCAAGUUCAGCCGCAAGUGCGAGGCGAGCUCCAGCCUCUGCAGGUUUCGUUUGAGCGUUUUCGGGCCACCCUUGACCCUGACGAGCAAGAGAAGUUCCAACACACCACGUUCCAGGAUGUCAUUUCCGAGGUCGAAAGUCUGGAAAAGAAGCAGGCGGCUUCCAGCCACACCGUCAAGAUCAAGUCCCGGAUUCAACCGCUGCUCAGCUUUCUUGAUCGGUAUGGGCGAGCACUGGACUCGUUGACACAGGCAAAGCCUAUCCCGUUCUCGCUCGUGUGGGGAUUGGUGAGAAUACUCCUCGAGGUUGCUUCGUCUCAUUCUCGCUAUCUGGAGAGAUUGAUCGAUGCAGUCGAAGAUAUAACCGACAAAGUAUCACUGUAUGCCGAGUACGAAAGUCUCCUCAAGGGCGAUCUCCGCUUUCAGGCUGCUUUGGCCGACGUAUACUAUGACACCCUGGUGUUUCUACAUAAAGCAAAGACUGUAUUUUCCAAGCGCGGCUUCAGCUUGCUUUGGAGAAACAGCUGGCGAACUUUCGAGCUCGAUUUCCAGAAAACCCUAAGGGGGCUGUCGCGACACAAAACCGUUCUGGAGGACGAGAUAGCACUGUCUGAUAGAACUAGAGUUGUUGCGGUCUGGAAAGAGGCACGACACAAUGUUUCGAGGUGGCUGUCCCCGGCCGACGCACAAGAUGAUUUCCUGAGAGAGUCAAAACGGCGUACCUCGCCGUGCGGCCAGUGGCUGCUGAGCCACGAGCUCUUCAAGGAGUGGUACCACUCCACGCAGAACCGUAUCUUGUGGAUUGUCGGACCUCCAGGCUCAGGAAAGACGGUCUUGAGCACCUCAAUCAUCGAGCAUGUGCAAAGCGAGCGAGAUGCGAAAGUGCGCCAGCCUGUCGCCUUCUUUUACUGCUCGCAAAACUCUCAGCAGAACCAGACCACCGUUUCGAUCCUCGCCGCCAUCAUAGCACAGAUAAUAGCCCAAUUCGAAGACCUUCCGGAGGCAGUGCUUGAAGCUUACAACAAGUCAACGAAAUGCGCGAGACCCCGACUUUCAAUGGCCGACCAGCCUCUUUUCCUCAUUAAGUCUCUCUGUGACCUCCUCAAUGAAUUAUACAUAGUGAUAGAUGGGUUAGACGAGGCUGAGGACCCGGACGACGUGAUGCAGAAGAUGCUCGCUAUCACCGACUCCUCCGCAAAUGUUCGCACCUUGAUCUUGAGCAGAGAGCUGCCCGGCUUAACCAAGCGAUUUGAUCCGCAUCCCAUCUUCAGGAUAACGUCCAAAGACACACGAGCCGACAUUGACGUGUUCGUCGCCGAUCAGCUGUCCAAGCUCGAUUUCAUGGAUGCAGAGCUGCACGACAAGAUGUUCGCUAAACUCUCCCAGGGCGCAGACGGCAUGUUUCUCUGGGCGAGUCUUAUUUUACAAUCUUUGGCAUCGGCAACGAGCACCUAUGACGCGAUGGACAUCCUCUCCAACCACCCGGUUGGCCUUAGUAUGACCUACAACGCGAUUUUGCGACGAUUCAACACAAGGUCCCCACAAGGUCAGAAGCUCACCAAGACAUUCUUGACGUGGCUGUGUUGUGCCGCCCGCCCGGUGGGUUGGAAUGAGUUGAGAGCAGCCUUGGCCGUGGACAAGCUGGAAGAAGAGAAUUUCAGACAGAGGAUACCAUUUAAAGCGGCGAUGCUGGAAAUUUGCAGCCCCUUGGUCGAAUACCUCUCCGACCAGGAUGUCUUCAGAUUUGUGCACAUUUCUGUGCGCGAGUUUCUACUGACUGUGACCGAAACCCCUUCGGUAGGAAGGGAUGAUGAAUCUCAACUGCCUUUUCGAGAGGCAGACGGCCAUUUCCACAUCGCGACCGUGUGUCUAAGAUACCUCCUUCAGGCUGCCGUGGUGGAGGCGAACCUGGGGCCCGACAGCCUCUUAUUCCCUCUGUCAGAAUAUGCCACGUCCUUCUGGGCAUACCACUUGGUCCGAUCCAGAUACGACUCGGAACUCGAUGAAAUGAUGCACAGCUACCUGUCAUCCCGCCCACGGCGUUUAAGCUGGAUCGCGCGUCAACUGUUUGGUGAAUCCUCGGUCUUCCCACUGCAGCAUCUGGUCAAGCUCCAGAAACAGCUCUGCAAAUGGGCCUCUGCCGGUGAUCGGGAGCGGGACGAUCGCCUCGAUUGGAUCCGAGAUGUCGAGCAGAUCUUGCUGGAUGUCGAGCAUGUCGAGGAACAGCAGAGGUCCUCGGGAUCCGAGACUGACAGCAUCGGCGGCAGAGCCAGGAUCACGUACUUUGAAAAGCUGAUGGUCAUCAGAGACCUCUCCCGAGAAUAUACCAUGAGCAACAGACUCGACCAAGGUGAGAGAUGGAUGACACAGGCCUUGCAGAAGAAACAGGGAUCGCUGAGGCCGGACGAGUUGUCGACCGUUUGGCUGUUGAAUAGCUUGGGGAUUGUCUAUGAUCAGCAGCAGAAGGUUGAGCUUGCAGCAGCCACUCAAGAGAAGGCGCUCAUGAUCCAGGAGAAGCAUUUGGGGACUAGUCAUCUGGAAACCAUCUGGACGGUCAACGAGCUGGGCCGCAUGUACAGACACCUACAGAGGACUCAGGACUCCAUCACGAUGCACUCGCGAGCGCUUGCCGUCUUGAGGACGUCCGGAGACGAUCUGCAAGUCGCUUGGACCUUGAACACACUGGCCCGCGCGCGUCGACAACUGGGAGACCCAGCGAAUGCCAUAGCACUGCACAAAGAAGCCAUCGCCAUUCAGAAGAAGCUGCUCGGUGCCGAACAUCCGCACGUCCUCUGGGCGACGGCUGACAUAGGCCGAUGCUACCGCGACCAGCACCGAUUCGUCGAGAGUGCACGGCACCACCGGAUCUGCCUCGAAGGCCGAAAGCGAGUCCUGGGGCUGGACCAUCUCGAUACUCUCUGGGCCAUGAACGAUCUGGGCCUUGUGAUGGCAGAGUUUAACAAGGUCGAAGCCAGGAAACUUCACCGGCAGGCAUUGGUCGGCCAGACCCUUCUUCUCGGAGCCUCUCACCGGCACACGGUAUGGAGCAGAACUCAAAUCGCGAAACUUGAGGCGCAGAUCUCGCUCGUUUGA
Messenger RNA from Fonsecaea multimorphosa CBS 102226, 3114 nucleotides. RefSeq lists its product as uncharacterized. The transcript has 3 exons. The coding region runs from base 1 to 3114 and encodes 1037 amino acids. The record is from RefSeq and is a predicted model, not a curated record. Lineage: Eukaryota; Fungi; Ascomycota; Eurotiomycetes; Chaetothyriales; Herpotrichiellaceae. Gene Ontology annotation, molecular function: protein binding.